This is a messenger RNA of Exaiptasia diaphana, 1504 nucleotides long. RefSeq names its product cortactin-binding protein 2. The record is from RefSeq and is a predicted model, not a curated record. Gene Ontology annotation, cellular component: cytoplasm; nucleus. The transcript has a single exon. Bases 221 to 958 code for a protein of 245 amino acids. Gene Ontology annotation, molecular function: protein binding. NCBI's taxonomy places the organism in Eukaryota, Metazoa, Cnidaria, Anthozoa, Actiniaria, Aiptasiidae.
AUCAUUGAAGCUCAUUGAAACUAAACAAACCGAGUCAGAAAGCGUAGAGAAAAAUGCAUGAAUAAUUUAAUACCGCAGAUAAGAUGUGAGAGCGAGUCGGUGGGAUGAUGGUCAGUUGAUUUUGAAUGCUAAAGGUGAGAGGAUCUCCGCUCGUAUUCAACAAAUUCUUAAAUUUACUCAYAAAAAGCCUUCAGGGAGAAAGACCGASAAAGACMAAGCCAUGAUCGAAGAAAGUUUAACGAGAGACAGAAAGGACGCACUUAGCAAGAUUAAAGAUCACGUCUUGACAAUUUUAUUGCGCAAGGAUGCCCUGAAACUUUGCCAUCGAGACGAACUGAGAAAAACAUCGUCAGAGGCGAGUUUGAACUCGACUUUCUCCAAUGAUUCUAUCAUAUCUGCGUGCAGUGAGAGAAGUCAYAUUGUAAAGUCAAACCCGUUUGGUAGUCCAAUGCUACCUCGCUUAAUUCGAAGAUUCUCGCCCAGACACGUUAAAGUUCAGCGAAUUCGGUCAAUCGAUAGAAACCACUCUUUUACUCUAAAACCAGCGCUUCGAAGGGAAACUUCAUUUGGUGGUUCAAAUUCUGACGCGGAAUCUGAUUCUGCUACGUCUUCUCCGCAACUUGGAAAGCGCGUUACCUUCUCAAAAUAUGCCCUGUUACUUGCUGCAGCGGCUGACAACUCAGUUGACGAGUUAAGGGCUUUAUUAGACAAAGAUCCUUCUUAUAUAAAUAAACCAAGCUCUUCGGGACAAACUCCGCUUCACAAAGCAGCGCUAAAUGGCCACGAAGACUGYGUUAAGUUACUAAUAGAGCGAGGAGCAGACGUMAAUUUUGCUGAUAAGCAAGGAAGAACUCCAAUGUUUCUUGCUUGGGAAAAAGAGCAUAAAGAGUGCUUUAAACUUAUGCUAUUAGCAUCUAAAGAGAGCUUAAGUAAAGAAUCUAAAAACAUUUCAUUGUAGAACUUGUAAUAAAUACAUAUGGAGUGAGAAAUUGGCUUAUAAAGAAACAGUACCAAAAUUCAGGAAAACGAAACGUUUUUUUUCACAUCUUUUGCUUACAAACCAACCAUGGCUAAUUAGAAAGAAUAUUGAAAAGCUAUUGUUUACUUUUCGGGGAGCUUUUAUAUAUAUUUUAGUUUUUCUUACUAGGAAUUAGCAGAGUAUUAUGGASAUGAAUUAUUUAUCAUGAUUUUAGCUGAAUUUGUGUAUAUUUUAUAUUUUGUUAUUGCUUAAUCACUAUUCAUCUUAACCGAACUGCGAGACUCCAUCUACAUGUCUGAAACAACAAGAACAUCUUCAAUAUUAUAUGGAAUUUUGAUUGCAUUCAACCGAGAAACAAAAACAUUAACAUUCAAUUAUAUUAAUUUCUAACGAAAAAUAUACACUAUAUUUUGGAUAAAUUGAGUAAAAACAUUUAAUUGAUAACUAUAGUACAAAAAUUUUAGCUUUAAGACUUAUUAUUAAGAAAAAUAUUACACAGAUUAUUAACAAUAAAUUUUCAUCGUC